GAGAAACCGGGGCUAUUCUUUAGCUCCGUUAAACAAGUCCAAAACCCGAUAACGGCUAUCAUUGACGUUAAGGGGACACUCCGACACGGGGGAUCGGGGUGUCCUCAGCCAAGUGUCGCAUUGUCAGGGUGAUGUGUGUCGGGAAUAUGAGUGAAAUGGAAGCACAAGUUGAAGUCAUCGCAGAAGGACAAGGUUCGGCAGUUCAUGUCCUUCACACAGGCCGGGGAGAGGACAGCCGUGUACUGCCUGACGCAGAAUGACUGGAAACUAGAAGUCGCCACAGACAACUACUUCCAGAAUCCAGACCUCUACUACAAAGAAUCCAUGAAAACCUCAGUAGACCGCAAGAAGCUGGAACAGCUCUACAACAGAUACAAAGACCCCCAGGAUGAGAAUAAGAUAGGCAUUGAUGGGAUCCAGCAGUUCUGUGAUGACCUGACCCUGGACCCAGCUAGCAUGAGUAUACUGGUGGUGGCAUGGAAGUUCAGAGCGGCCACACAGUGCGAGUUCAGCAGGAAAGAGUUCCUGGAUGGCAUGGCUGAGCUGGGCUGUGACAGCCCUGAAAAACUCAAGGCGAUCCUUCCCAGACUAGAGCAGGAGCUGAAAGACACAGGGAAGUUCAAAGACUUCUACCAGUUUACCUUCAAUUUUGCCAAGAACCCCGGCCAGAAAGGUUUAGACCUAGAGAUGGCUGUUGCUUACUGGAAUCUAGUUCUCACAGGUCGCUUCAAGUUUUUGGAUCUCUGGAAUCGCUUCCUGCUGGAGCAUCACAAGCGCUCAAUUCCCAAGGACACAUGGAACCUCCUUCUGGACUUUGGCAAUAUGAUUGCAGACGACAUGUCGAACUAUGAUGAAGAAGGGGCAUGGCCUGUCCUCAUAGAUGACUUUGUGGAGUUUGCUCGGCCAAUUGUGACUGGGAUUAAGCGCAACAUGACAUAGUGUUUGUCCCAGGCUUCAUGCAGUGGAUGGAGUUUGUGUUUUCUCCCAAUUUUCUUUUUUUGAAUGAGGAUUUUUAUACAAAUGAGCCAAAAAGAGACUACUUCUCAAUAAGCCUGCAGCUCGUCGUUCAGAUUGUUCUUCCAACUGCAUAAGAUGCCUUGGCUGGGGAGUGACCUGGAACACCAUUUCAGAGAGGAAAGCAGGAGGGAAUCAACAGGAGAGAGAUAAUUUGUUUGUUUGUUGUUGUCUGCUGGCAAGAACAGACUUUGUAAUUGCAAUAUGUAAGUGAGGGGUGCCCUAAAACUCAUCACUUGUGGGCAAAUCACCAAUGGGUGUGGCUUCGAACUGCUGCUGUGGACUUGGCUCACUAACUUGCACCCUUGGCACAAUGAGGAGGGACAGUAACAGUGAACCUUCAGCACACGCAGAGGAUUAAGUUAUCGAUGCAGUAGGAUGUGGCCUCUUACAUUGUCAAUUGUGAAUGGAACAGUAUGUUAAAAUCUGCAUGUUUUUGUCAGCUAGUGUGAAGCAGUGCCAUGGACGCUGAGAAGGAAAAAAAGUAAUCUACAUUAUUUUCACUGAGAUUGCAAAUGUGUAGCUCUCUAACAAUCAUACUGAGAGCAGAGAGAAAGUGUGCUUGCUCAUCAUCGUGUGUGUGUGUGUGUGUGUGUGUGUGUUUUGGGGGGGGGGGGUUAAACAUAUUGCCUCUUUUACAAUACAAUGUUAAAUAUUUUCAUUUGGUUUUAUUCUAAUUAGAAGUUUAAAAAAUGAUGAUUCACCUUGACUGAGCGACAGUGAGAAAAGUUCAGAUCCACAUUUUGUACUCUGAGAAUUGGACAGAGCAGCAUUUUGAGCUCAGCACCAGCAGAAUCUCUGUUGUUACAGUUGUAAAAUACUGUACCCAUAGGAAUAAGAAUAGAUUCUGUUUUAGAAGAACAAAAAUGUAUAUCUGAGAAAACAGGUAAUGACAUUUAUAAUCAUGAUUAAUACAUAUGAAGCAUUUAUGAUCCUAAUUUUUAAAAUGCUACUGCAAUACAUUUUUGGUUGACUUUAGUUUUGCAGUGUGAGAACUGCUGUACACAAAGAGAAACUGACUGGCACAUUGACUGUUUUCUGUUAUCCAGGUGAUGAUGACUUGUCAACCCUGCAAACUGCACUGAUUUACACUUUUUCUGUUGUAGGUUUCCUUUAGCAGACAGCGCUGUAUAUAGCUACAGAGCUAUACAGUUUACAUGACAGUCACUUACAUACUAGACUUCUUAAAAGUCUACAUGCCAGCCAGGAGUAUUUUAAGUUUUUAAGUUUUAGUUUGUUUACACUGUUUAAUGUUUUAGUCUCUUGCUUUUCAUGGAUUAGCAAUUGUAGGGCAAUGGUGGCAUGCUAAAAGUAAAGAAAAACAUAUCACUUUAAGAACACUGCUUGCGCUGCCAUCUAGGGGUGGCUGUGCAGUAGAGCAUUUCUCAAUGUACUAUAGUCCAACGCUACAUCACAGCUGGAUGUGGUCACAAGUAUAUGAGAACACCUGACCAAACCCAGCUGUGGUGAUAGAUAUGGUCAGAGGACUUGAGGCUUUUAACCCACAGAGGUCAGUGCAACAAUGCUUUUAGUGUUACUCUUUAAGUGUAAUUAUAAACACUAAACAACUCUGUAUUUGCUAAAUGCAUCCCAUUUCUCAGCUAAGGAGCGUGACAGAAGGUAGAGCUCAGGUACCAGGCGUCCUCUCCCAGUCACAGUGAGCAGCAGGCUUCCUGUACUUACGUCAGUAUUUGCCAUGCUUUCUGUCCUAAACAGCAACCAACUAUGCUAUCUUGUUCUGCCAAUUGUUGUCACCAUGAUAAAACCUUUGCAUUACAUGUGUUGAAAUAAGGAUGGAUUUUUUUUUCAGAUUUCUCUGUCCUGUCAACAUCUAACUACAAGGAAAAUAAUUGCCUUUUGUUUUCCUUAAGUUGACAAACUUCAGAGUCAGUCAUAAACUAUAGUGGUGUGCAUGAAGUAGACUUUAUGAAGUUGUCUUUAAGAAGUUGAGGCAGAUCAAGACGGGUAUUUAUUAUGAUUUCAGUCCCAGAUUGAAUGCAGAUGAGUGGCCAAGAAACCGGCUUCAUCAUGACUGUUAAACAGUCACCGUAGGAGCUGUUAAAUGUGUCAUAUUGUUGAUCUUCGUAACUAAGCAAGUUAUAUAUGUGUUGGUGCAAUGAAAUAUCCCGUAUAAAGUGUUUUCUGACUGUGUUACAACAGCGAGAUGGUGUGAAAGCUUUUCCCAGUUCUUUCUUUCUUAAGUCAACAACUAUGACUUAAGAAAGAAAGAAAAUGACAUCUUUCAGUAUUCAGUUUGAUAAUAUGGUACAUUUGGUACGUUUUUAUUUGUCAAUUGUGUGGUCAACUGUUUCUAGUCAUGCAGAUCAUUCUUAUCAAGUCAGUAUUAUUUUUGCCGGAAAGAAUAUUGGUAUUUACAGAAUAUUAUGUUUUGCCACAGAAGCAUACCGUACCUUGUUUUCUUUAAGAAAGUUGUCAAUAAAGCAUGUUGUUUUUAA
Siniperca chuatsi (mandarin fish) is the source of this 3470-nucleotide messenger RNA. It is a transcript of the gene dcun1d2b, whose product is annotated as DCN1, defective in cullin neddylation 1, domain containing 2b. The record is from RefSeq and is a predicted model, not a curated record. The transcript is spliced from 7 exons. Lineage: Eukaryota; Metazoa; Chordata; Actinopteri; Centrarchiformes; Sinipercidae. Bases 205 to 939 code for a protein of 244 amino acids. Gene Ontology annotation, biological process: protein neddylation; positive regulation of ubiquitin-protein transferase activity. Gene Ontology annotation, molecular function: ubiquitin conjugating enzyme binding; cullin family protein binding; ubiquitin-like protein binding. Gene Ontology annotation, cellular component: ubiquitin ligase complex.